Molecule: messenger RNA, 864 nt
Organism: Mucor velutinosus
Lineage: Eukaryota; Fungi; Mucoromycota; Mucoromycetes; Mucorales; Mucoraceae
Exons: 4
Coding region: 1-864 (287 amino acids)
Cellular component (GO): membrane
Source: RefSeq, a predicted model, not a curated record
AUGACAAAAUAUCUAGAUCAACAAGUAAAACCGUCUAAAUAUGCCAUCAUUCGAUGGUUUGGAUUUGAUCAAUUCGUACCAGAGCGAGCUGUCACCUCGUAUUGGGUCUCAUCAAAGACGUUUUUCAUCAUUCGAUUCAUUGUCACACUGUAUUCCACUGUAGUGUUUUGGACCUAUCUCGGGUUGCUGGCUUCAUUUGCUGAUGUGAAGGGCUUUUUUUCUGCAUUUACGACACUAACGUUCAUCGGUCUCCAUGCUUAUUUAGUUACUGCCUGUGUGUACCACUUUCGUUAUUUACGGCACAAGAAUGUCGAUUUCCUAUUGAAUCAGCCAUCUGUAUUGAAUUACUUAUUCCUGUACCUUUAUGCCACUAUCGUAACAUACAACAUUUUAACACCUGUUGUAUUCUGGUCUAUUCUCAACAAGACAAACGACGGCGUGCCUGUUGUUGUAAUGUGGAUCAAUGUGUCUGUGCAUGGCGUUUCGUUUUUCAUGAUGAUCACCGAUGUGAUCUUUAACAGAAUCAAGAUCCCUAUUCGACUGGUGUUGCCUGUGUUCUUUACUGUUAUAUUCUACAUGUUUUUAGCCUUCGUCAUAUUUGCGAGUACCGGGAGAUGGGUUUAUCCCUUCUUGGAUUGGAGUCAAGGGCCACCCACAGCCAUUUGGUAUUUCGUAGUGGCCAUCAUUGUUGUGGCGAGCUUCUUUCUCAUGAUACUGAUCCACUGGAUUCGAGAUGUGAUUGCCAGAAAGACAGGCCGAGCUGAGAUAUCCGCCAUCUCUGAAAAGACGACCACACAAGAAACGCAUCAGGAUCAAUCAAAGCUGGAAACAAGCCAAUCUAACGCUACUACCAGUCAAGUUUAA